AUGGCGCGGUCAGAGAGUGUCCUGGGCAAUUUGAGACAGCUCUUUAGUACGUCCUUCGGCGUGCGCGGCACGCGCAACGCCGCCUCCUGGAUCGUGGCUGGCGGCAUUGCUUACUAUUUCAUAUAUGUCCCCGAAGCACGGCGGCGCGACCAGAUCGAGAAGGAGCGCUUUCUGGCUAAGGAGCGCGCCGUGGCCGCGGGGCUGGCGGAAAUCGACCGCGCGCGGCCCAUACCAGACCCCCAGGAGAGGGGGCUCAUCAAGGGUGCAGGCACCGCGGGCGCGGCGGCCAAGGAGGCCGGCGGCGGCAGCAGCAGCGCCCCGGCCGCGGGCAGCUGA
Molecule: messenger RNA, 336 nt
Organism: Monoraphidium neglectum
Lineage: Eukaryota; Viridiplantae; Chlorophyta; Chlorophyceae; Sphaeropleales; Selenastraceae
Exons: 3
Coding region: 1-336 (111 amino acids)
Source: RefSeq, a predicted model, not a curated record